Messenger RNA from Trichogramma pretiosum, 1541 nucleotides. Its product is annotated as carboxypeptidase B-like. The record is from RefSeq and is a predicted model, not a curated record. Bases 96 to 1376 code for a protein of 426 amino acids. Gene Ontology annotation, molecular function: zinc ion binding; metallocarboxypeptidase activity. Lineage: Eukaryota; Metazoa; Arthropoda; Insecta; Hymenoptera; Trichogrammatidae. Gene Ontology annotation, biological process: proteolysis. The transcript has 8 exons.
UAAAUACGGAAGUAAGUCAAGCAUAUGACGAUACGAAGUAAACUCAAACGUUAAAAAUCAAAAUUGUACUCCAGUAUUACAGAAGUGGUGUACAGAUGAAUUUUUUUAAAAUGAAAAGUUUAAGUGAAUUUAUGGUGUUCGCUUUGGUGAUCAUGAUCUAUGCUGUGGUAAAUCAUGCAGAGCAUCAAAAUAUGAAAGCCCUGAGAGUAUUUUGCGAUACCGAUAAACAGAUGAAAACAGUAGCGAGUUUUGAAGGUCAACUUGGUUUCGAUUUUCUGCUAAUGCCUCGAUCCAAAUUGAGGCCAGUUGAGGUACUGGUAUCCAUGAAUAAUGUGCAAUCAUUCAUAAAUACUUUACAAAAGCACGGGAUCAGGUAUGAAAUUCAUGCCGACGACGUGCACGAAAUGAUUCGAAAAGAGAUGAAUGCCCAGCAAGUAAUAACCAUGCGUUUCGGGGAUGAAAAAGAACUGCCUCUCACAUAUUACCCGAGAUAUAACGAGGUGAAAGAAUACCUGGAGAGUCUCGGUCAACUUUAUGAGGGCUACGUCACGACAUCCAGCAUAGGCAAGAGCUACGAGGGUCGCGAGCUGCUGAUUGUAAAAUUUUCAACAGGUGGCGGUCGUAAACCCGCCCUACUGAUCGACGCCGGUAUCCACGCGCGAGAAUGGAUUGCCCCGACCACGGCCUUGUUCGCUAUCAAACAGCUAGCCGAAAAUCCCAGCAGUAGAUAUAUCUUUCAGAACGUCGACUUAUACAUCAUACCGAUGAUCAAUCCGGACGGUUACGAGUACACCCAUCACAACGAAACGACGAGAUUGUGGAGAAAGACGAGGUCAAAGCUCCCCGGUUCUGAUUGUUUUGGAGUCGACGCUAAUCGUAAUUUUGAUUUUAAUUGGCUAGGUGCUGGUACUUCAUCAGUUCCAUGCAGUAAUACAUACGCCGGGCCAUAUGCAUUUUCAGAGCCAGAGACGAGAGCAUUAAGGGAUUUCGUUUUGGCACAUAAAAAUGAUAUAAAAGCUUAUCUAAGUCUUCACUCAUUUGGACAGUAUAUGUUACAUCCGUGGGGAUACACAUCCGAUUUGCCUGUGAACGAACCUACUCUGAAAUGUGUAGCGGAAAAAGCCGCCAAAGCUCUCCAGGAGGUCAACGGUACGCCAUACCAAAUUGGAAGCUCGACAAACUUGCUGUAUGCCGCAGCUGGAGGCAGCGAUGACUACGUCAUGGCUGUUGGAAAAGUUCCACUGAGCUAUACCAUUGAGUUACCGGGAGGAUAUUUUCAAUUCGCGCCACCGCCCAAAUACAUUAAUUUCAUAGGUGAAGAGACUUUUGAGGCAAUCAAAGUUUUCGCUAAUUACAUUGAUAAACAAAUUUGCUGAUGCAGAUGGGAAUGACGUUCGUACCUCGUUAUAGAACAUAAGAACUGUUAGGCAUAAACGUAAUGUUAGUGGUCUUUUUUCAUAAUAUUUUAAAUCCAGGCUUGAUAAUGUAAAUCAAGUGUACAGUUUAAUUAUAAUUGUGUAAUAAAAGAUGAAUUGCGAAAA